GAUAUCCGAAUCGUCAUCGAUUUCAGUUCCGAAUCCAGCCGCAACCACUUUGCGUUCUACACUAUCAAGAUGGUCAAAGUCAUUGAAUCACAGCAAGAGUUUAUGGAAAUUAUCAACGGCGAUACGCCUGUAAUCAUCGACUUUUGGGCAACAUGGUGUGGGCCUUGUAAACAGAUAUCACCCGUAUUCGAGAAACUUUCUACGAAGCCCGACUUUGCUGGUGUCAAGUUCUUCAAAGUCGACACCGAUGCACAGGAGGCUAUUGCACAGGAAGUCGGCAUUACUGCUAUGCCCACCUUCAUGGUCUUCCGCAAUGGUGAGAAGAUCGAAGAAACUAAAGGCGCACUUCCAGCUAAUCUCACGAAACUUGUCGAGAAAGCUGCUAGCUUAGCCCCCGCCGCAUAGAACGACUGCAUGUAGUGGAGUAAUUGAUGAAAACAAUCUGUAUCCCCUCGAGAAUGUAGAAUUGUAUUUCAUCAUCAUGUUUGUAGAAUCACUCUCCAUAAAUCAAUCAUCGUGGAAGAAACGACAAUAU
Messenger RNA from Lentinula edodes (shiitake mushroom), 535 nucleotides. Its product is annotated as putative thioredoxin. Bases 70 to 405 code for a protein of 111 amino acids. Gene Ontology annotation, molecular function: protein-disulfide reductase activity. Lineage: Eukaryota; Fungi; Basidiomycota; Agaricomycetes; Agaricales; Omphalotaceae. The record is from RefSeq and is a predicted model, not a curated record. The transcript has 4 exons.